Daphnia magna is the source of this 731-nucleotide messenger RNA. RefSeq lists its product as uncharacterized. The coding region runs from base 153 to 572 and encodes 139 amino acids. The transcript has 6 exons. Lineage: Eukaryota; Metazoa; Arthropoda; Branchiopoda; Diplostraca; Daphniidae. The record is from RefSeq and is a predicted model, not a curated record.
AAAUAGUGCAACGAAUUGAUGGUCACAUUCGUCCUACCGUUUCGUCGCGUUGGCUGAGAUCAAGUUGACGUAUACACAGCAGACAGAGGCCAAAAAAAAGUACAAACUGCACACGUUGGGUUUAUUGUGUUCUUACUCCAUAUCCAAGUACAAUGUCUUCAAGGCAGAAAAGAAAGUGCAAAGGCACUAAUCCGCCUCAUUUACAAGUGUCGAAGACACCUAUUCCUUCAAAGUUUAUGGAUCCAGUAACAAACGAAUCUUUGUCAGUAACCCAGGAAGAUGAUUCUUCAAUGUCUCCCCAGCCUCUCAUCGUAGAUGAGUCGCAGGAAGUCACUAACACAAGUGUUGAUGUGCGAGCAGCCACUAAUGAGGAAAUCAUUGUUGCUGGCACGAGUGAGGAGUGGAAAAAAAGAGUGGAGGUCCUUGCAGAGGAGAACUCUAGCCUCAAGGACAAGGUAAAGCUGCUAGAAGAAGCCUUACUGGCGCAAAAGGCAGCCUCUGACGAGAAAAUUACUUCUUUGGAGUCGGAGCGUGAAAGACUAGCAAAUCUUCUAAGCGUAGUGGAAGAGUGACUGUCCUCGAUGGGAAAAUGCCAGUUUAAAAUACUGAUAUCAUCACCUCCGAGAGUGACGUCCACCAUUGCUGUUUUCUGGGGAAUGUAUUCUAACUUGGAAACAGGGACGUUUGCUAUGUUUAACUUGUUUUGGUUAAUAAAUGAUUCCAGACACUCA